AUGUCGACCAUGAAAGCAUACAAGUUGGUUGAAUGGGGUCAGCCCGGGCAGUAUGUCACAGUGCCGAAACCCACACCCGGACCCUUUGACGUGCUCCUGCGUGUCAGGGCCGUCGGUCUAUGCCGUUCAGAUCUCGACAUGAUGGAUAGCCCACCGGGAACGGACCCAUAUGCAUCUGUACUUGAGCCCGACUACAUCCUUGGCCACGAGACUGCCGGAGUGGUCGAGGAGUUGGGGUCAUCUAUAACCGAUCUGAAGGUCGGAGAAGGCGUUGCGGUUCAUCAUAUGCGUCAUUGCGGCUUUUGCGAAUUCUGCGAGGCUGGCAUUGAACAACACUGCGAAUACUACAAACGCGGUGAUAUCGGUAUGACAAGAGGCUGUGGCUUUGAUGGUGGCCUUGCAGAGUUCCUCGUGGUCCCAAGAACCGAGGUCGUUUCGAUCGGCGAUGGAGAUCCCAUCAUAUAUGCACCCCUAACCGACGCCGGUGUGACUGCUUACGCUGGCAUGAAAGGAUUCGUCUCUCAACUUCGUCCUGGAAAUUCGGUCGCAGUAAUUGGCGUUGGUGGACUAGGUGCCUACGCUGUGCAGUUCCUUAAAUUACUCACAUCCGCCCGAAUCAUUGCCGUCGACAAUGCAGACUCUAGGCUUAAGAUGGCAACUGAGCUUGGUGCGGAUGCUGAAGUUCUGUCGGACUCUAAUGCUGCAAAGUCUAUCCGAAGUGUCACGGGUGGCAAAGGGGUCGACGCUGUUUUAGAUCUUGUUGGGAGUGACCAAACGCUUCAGCUUGCUGCCAAUGUGAUUCGCCCCCAGGGAUAUAUAUCCGUGGUAGGGAUGCAAGGUGGCAGUGUGAAGCUUGGGUGGAAUCUCAUGGCAACAAGCUCGAAAUUCGCUCUGUCUUUGGGAAGCACACGCAAAGACCUCCGUGAAGUUUGCCAACUUGCCACAGAUGGCAAAUUGAGAAUCGACAUUGAUCGGUUUGACUUUGACCAAAUUCCAAAGGCAUAUGAGAAACUCAGGAAAGGUGAGCUCAAAGGACGUGCAGUGAUUGUCAUGCCCCAGUCAUAA
Penicillium pulvis is the source of this 1065-nucleotide messenger RNA. Its product is annotated as alcohol dehydrogenase I-ADH1. Gene Ontology annotation, molecular function: zinc ion binding; oxidoreductase activity. The transcript has a single exon. The record is from RefSeq and is a predicted model, not a curated record. NCBI's taxonomy places the organism in Eukaryota, Fungi, Ascomycota, Eurotiomycetes, Eurotiales, Aspergillaceae. The coding region runs from base 1 to 1065 and encodes 354 amino acids.